AUGGAACCCCAGGAGAGAGCCGUCCAAUACAGCCGAUGGAACAACAGUCAGGAUCAGGUCAGCAUGAAUGUGUCGACCACAGAGAGCUCGGACUGUGAGCGGGUCUACAAUAAACUAUGCACCGGGAAGCUGGGCAUCGCUAUGAAGGUGAUAGAAGGAAUCUUUCUGUUCUGGGUCAUCUUCAUCACUGGCUAUGUCACUGGGUACUACAUCCACAAGUGCAAGUAG
Messenger RNA from Monodelphis domestica (gray short-tailed opossum), 228 nucleotides. The record is from RefSeq and is a predicted model, not a curated record. Lineage: Eukaryota; Metazoa; Chordata; Mammalia; Didelphimorphia; Didelphidae.